This is a messenger RNA of Chrysochloris asiatica (Cape golden mole), 948 nucleotides long. Its product is annotated as putative olfactory receptor 52P1-like. Gene Ontology annotation, molecular function: olfactory receptor activity; G protein-coupled receptor activity. Gene Ontology annotation, biological process: G protein-coupled receptor signaling pathway. Bases 1 to 948 code for a protein of 315 amino acids. Lineage: Eukaryota; Metazoa; Chordata; Mammalia; Afrosoricida; Chrysochloridae. The record is from RefSeq and is a predicted model, not a curated record. The transcript has a single exon. Gene Ontology annotation, cellular component: membrane.
AUGCACCAUGCAAAUCAUAGCCAUCAGAACCCAGCCUCCUUCCUGCUCAUGGGAAUUCCUGGGCUGGAGGCAUUUCACUUUUGGAUUGCAUUUCCCUUUUGCUCCAUGUAUGCCUUGGCAGUACUUGGGAACAUAGCAGUGCUGCUGGUAGUACGCUCAGAGCCUACACUGCACCAGCCCAUGUACCUAUUCCUAUGCAUGCUGUCCAUCAUUGACCUGGUGCUCUGUACCUCCACUGUGCCCAAGCUCCUAGCACUCUUUUGGACAAAAGCUGCUGAAAUUGCUUUUGGGGCUUGUGCUACCCAGAUGUUCUUUAUUCAUGGCUUCUCAGCUGUAGAAUCGGGCAUCCUGCUUGCAAUGGCCUUUGACCGCUACUUGGCCAUCUGCCGGCCAUUACACUAUGGCUCACUACUGCCCCCAGUGGCUGUGGGCAAGCUGGGAGCUGCUGCUGUGCUCCGUGGCCUGGGGCUCAUGACCCCACUCACCUGCUUACUGGCAAGGCUGAGCUACUGUAGCCGAGUGGUGGCCCACUCCUACUGUGAACAUAUGGCAGUAGUAAAGCUGGCUUGUGGGGGCACAAAACCAAAUAAUAUCUAUGGCAUCACUGCUGCCACGCUUGUGGUAGGCACUGACUCCAUCUGCAUCGCUGUCUCCUAUGCACUCAUCCUGCGGGCUGUGUUAGCCCUCUCCUCCAAGGAGGCAAGGACCAAGACUUUUGGCACCUGUGGCUCCCAUCUGGGUGUCAUUCUGCUCUUCUACACACCUGGACUCUUCUCGUUCUACACACAGCGUUUUGGCCAGCAUGUACCCCGGCAUGUCCACAUUCUUCUGGCUGACCUAUACCUAAUCGUGCCACCCAUGCUCAAUCCCAUCAUCUAUGGCAUGAAGACAAAGCAGAUCCGAGAUGGGGCUCUCCGACUACUGAAAUGGAGCCCUAAUCAAUCAUAA